GUUGUUUUGCUCUCGUCGGAAUCAAACGCAGUAGCAGCUUGUCUGUAAUACCCGGAUGAAUAGCACCCGGUAGUGCUUUGUUCUCUUUUGUGUAGCAGUUUUCAGUUAACCUUAGCUUUGUUUUGUUUCGGUGGAACAAAAUGAUCGAGAACACGAUCAAAUUUCGUUUCCCUGCGUCGGCGCCGCGUCCAACAUGGAUUGAAAUCGCUGACUUCUUGAAGCAGCUGAAAUCCAAUGUAAUGCAUAUGGAAACCGUGUACAAGAUGGAGGAGGACAGAAGCCUGUCCAUCAAGUUCAAAACGGCAGUCGCAAUGGAGGAAGCGUUGCGAUUAAAUUCAGGACCAGUCAAAUUUUGUUAUUCGAAUGGGAAAACGGUUCACGUUACCAUGUCACGAGCCGGAACCAACAUAAGGUACGUGCGGAUAUUUGAUAUUCCCCCGGAGGUAUCCGACGAGGAUCUGUCGUUGGUCCUUGGCAAAUAUGGAAAAAUCGAGAGUGUGAUCCGAGAAAAGUUACCACCGAACCUAGGACUAGACCAUAUGUUCAACGGAGUGCGAGGUUUGCACAUCGAAGUGGAAAGCGAAAUUCCUCCAACAGUGGAAAUUCUCCAGUGGAAAGGAAAGGUGUUUUAUGAGGAUCUUAAAAACAAGUGCUUUUUGUGUCAACAGGAGGGGCACCGAAAAAACGCCUGCCCACAACGUCCAACCCGGAAUCAAAAGGCAAAGGGAGUGGAAAUGGUUGCUAGUACCUAUGCUAGUGCCGUGAUUCACGGUGGUGUAGCACUAGCUCAGCAGGAAGCCGUGAACGAGAAAAUGGAAGUGGUCAAAGAGGAUUCCGAAGCGAAAACGGAAGCGAAUGAAGGCGAAGAGCAAGGUACAUUGCAAGGAACGGAACCGAUUGUGUAUCAAAGCGAGUAUGAGAAGACUCUGGCGGAAAAUUGGGCUAAGCACGAGGCGGAGAAGCGUAAAAGACAGGAAGAAUAUCGGAAACAGGAGAAGUCAAUGCAGCGACGAUAUCAAGAGAAUCUACGGGCGAAAGAAGAGGAACAAAAGGAGCGGUGGGAGAAGUGUGAAGCGGAGAGAAGAAGCAGGCAGGAAAAAUUUAAUCGGGAAUCAUCUCAACAGCAGCAAGUACUUCCGGCGGAAAGUCUUCUACAGUCUCCACCCAAGAAGAACGCUCGAAAGCAGUAAUAUUGUUAUUUUGUAUUUUUAAUAAAUUACUUUUUAUUAUUAUAUUACAACAUUGAUUUCGGCUCUGUUAUGCUCAAGGGCGCUCGAGCCUUCCAAAUAAACGAAGAUUAAAAAAAAAAAAAA
Messenger RNA from Aedes albopictus (Asian tiger mosquito), 1313 nucleotides. RefSeq lists its product as uncharacterized. The coding region runs from base 141 to 1190 and encodes 349 amino acids. The record is from RefSeq and is a predicted model, not a curated record. Gene Ontology annotation, molecular function: zinc ion binding; nucleic acid binding. The transcript has a single exon. Lineage: Eukaryota; Metazoa; Arthropoda; Insecta; Diptera; Culicidae.